Molecule: messenger RNA, 556 nt
Organism: Owenia fusiformis
Lineage: Eukaryota; Metazoa; Annelida; Polychaeta; Sabellida; Oweniidae
Source: the annotation of a GenBank genome assembly
UAUUGUAUUUUUUUGCAAUGCACUCGCCCGCGGGUAGUUCAAAAACGCUGCCUUAAGGUGAACUUUGCAUCUCAAUCCUGAUGGUCAAGCUGGAAAAGUGUCAUUGCGAAUGACGAAAAGGACCUUCGGAAACCAAUAAACCAACGAUUUCGCUUAUAAACCAAAAUGAGUGUAUAUCAAACAAACUUGUUCGAAUGGUACAACAUCUAGGUCUUCACAAGAUAACUAACUACAGAACUACACGAAGUUUACGAGUAACCUUUGAAGCGUUGUAAAUCAUGAUACGAACACGAUCAAGUUGAAGUGCGAUCAGAGAUAACAUGUGACCUGCAAUGAGCUAUCCCGGAACAGUAUUGCAAGUUCAGACAUGAAUGAUGCUUCAACAACAAUGGAGUGGAGACGGUCGAUAACAGAUGCAAAAUGAUAUAGAAGCAGUGGACCAUCGCGGUAACUCAAUAAACUGACAUGGCGGAUGUACCAACCAAGAAUGAUGAUCGACACAAGGAGGAAGUAGCGAGUGGACGUGAUGAGUCUGAGGGAACACUCGAGAUAUCUG